CUUUAGUCUUGCCCGUUUGACGCUUCGAGUCCUUGAAGAAAAAGAUAAAGCUUUUUUCUACCCAAAACAGUUUUCAGUUGUCUCCAUGGCUGCCAUUUUUACCAUCUGUCUACCAACCAGCCUUUUAUUCAUUUAGCUCUAUGGGUUUUUUUUUUCAAUAAAUGAAAAAGAUGGAAAUUCCAGCUGGUGUGGAUUCCCCCCUUGUCUUUUUCAUUUGAUCUCUGAGUUUAGGCUUUGGGAUUUUGUAAAAACAACGAAGGAUCCGCUUUAUCAUCUUCAGGGAACACAGACACAAGAGAAAGCUUCGUUUUUUUAGCUACAAAACCUUUCUUCUUCUUCUUGUUUAACUUUUGUUCAAAUUGGGUUUCAUGUUACAAAAUCUGGGUUGUGCUUCUUUUUUGCUUGUCAAGUUCAACUGAUUUGAUGAUUUUCUUUGAGUUUUAGUGCAAACCCAUGAAGAAUUUUUACUGGUUUAAGCAAAUCUCAAACAAUGUUAAGUUGGAGAGGAGGCUUUCACUCGGAGAAUACAAAAGAGCCGUGUCUUGGUCCAAGUAUUUGGUUUCCUCCGGUGCUGAGAUAAAAGGAGAAGGUGAAGAGGAAUGGAGUGCAGACAUGUCGCAGUUGCUUAUCGGCAACAAGUUCGCUUCAGGUAGACACAGUAGGAUUUACAGAGGGAUAUAUAAGCAAAGGGAUGUGGCAAUUAAAAUCAUCAGCCAGCCUGAGGAGGAUGAGAAUUUAGCUAACUUUCUUGAGAACCAGUUCAUAUCCGAGGUGGCUUUACUUUUUCAUCUGAGGCAUCCCAAUAUCAUCACUUUUGUUGCAGCUUGUAAGAAGCCUCCUGUUUUCUGUAUAAUCACUGAGUAUCUUGCGGGUGGAUCAUUAAGAAAGUACCUGCAUCAGCAAGAGCCAUACUCAGUCCCACAUGAUUUAGCUCUAAGAUUAGCUCUUGAUAUUGCACGUGGGAUGCAGUAUCUUCAUUCACAAGGAAUACUUCACAGGGAUCUCAAAUCAGAAAAUUUACUCCUUGGAGAAGAUAUGCGAGUGAAGGUGGCAGAUUUUGGCAUUUCGUGCUUAGAAUCUCAGUGUGGUAGCGCAAAGGGAUUUACAGGUACUUAUCGGUGGAUGGCGCCUGAAAUGAUCAAAGAGAAACAUCAUACAAAGAAAGUUGAUAUUUACAGUUUUGGCAUUGUCCUCUGGGAGCUUUUAACUGCUCUAACACCAUUUGACAACAUGACUCCGGAACAAGCUGCAUUUGCAGUCUGCCAAAAGAAUGCAAGACCGCCGCUACCCUCCUCAUGUCCCCCUGCGUUUAGUCAUCUCAUCAGCCGAUGCUGGUCAAGCAAUCCCGAGAAGAGACCACCGUUCAAUGAGAUAGUUUCGAUUUUGGAAAGUUAUGCCGAGUCUCUCGAAGAGGAUCCGGAAUUUUUUAAAACUUAUAAACCCUCUUCAGGUAGUAGAUGCCUACCAAAAUGUAUUGGUGUUGCCUUUUAGAAAACCUAAGAUGUAUGUGUGUGAUGCUA
Molecule: messenger RNA, 1520 nt
Organism: Hibiscus syriacus
Lineage: Eukaryota; Viridiplantae; Streptophyta; Magnoliopsida; Malvales; Malvaceae
Product: serine/threonine/tyrosine-protein kinase HT1-like
Exons: 3
Coding region: 454-1491 (345 amino acids)
Biological process (GO): protein phosphorylation
Molecular function (GO): ATP binding; protein kinase activity
Source: RefSeq, a predicted model, not a curated record